This is a messenger RNA of Cloeon dipterum, 1522 nucleotides long. RefSeq names its product receptor-type tyrosine-protein phosphatase R-like. Gene Ontology annotation, cellular component: plasma membrane; cytosol; cell junction. NCBI's taxonomy places the organism in Eukaryota, Metazoa, Arthropoda, Insecta, Ephemeroptera, Baetidae. Gene Ontology annotation, biological process: signal transduction; peptidyl-tyrosine dephosphorylation. The coding region runs from base 244 to 1323 and encodes 359 amino acids. Gene Ontology annotation, molecular function: protein kinase binding; protein tyrosine phosphatase activity. The record is from RefSeq and is a predicted model, not a curated record. The transcript is spliced from 6 exons.
AAAUAACCGGUUUAAAUUCCAAAGGGAAGAAACCGAUUUUUAGCGAAUCAAAACAAAGGAAUCCGCCUGCUUUUGGGCAAAAGACGUAUUUUCCGAAAUUGACGAGGUGGAAGAGCAAUGACGGUUGGCAUGUGAGUUGCGUGGAUCAAGACACUUGUUACCAUUCAUUGCUGCUCGGUUUUCACUGCAAAGGCUAGCCCAUCCCGACAACAUUCAGCGGUCGUCGUGGGGGCCGCGGCCGCCAUGGCCGGCAGCGCCGUGGUGACCGGGCGGCAGUUGGCGUGGCCGCCCGAAGCCCACAUGCUGCCCUCAAAGGAGCGGCCUUCGUCGUGCCCCGACUCGCCCCUGGCGCCCGCCCCCCGGCCCUCCAGGGCGCGCGGUCUGUUGGAGCGGCGCGGCUCCAGCGCCAGUCUCACCAUAGAUCUCCACCCUGCACAGUCCUCUGCGCCUCCUCCUCAAAGCGCUCUGUUGGCGUCAGCCUCGUGUCGACUGACGCGGGCCCGACUGCGCGGCUGUUUGAGCGACGUUCGCGCGCUGCACGCGCAGUUCUGGGAGAUCCCGUCCAACAUCCCCGAGCGUCCGGGGCUGGCGGGCAGCGGGCCCAAGAACCGCUACCGCUGCGUGCUGCCGAACGAGCAUUCGCGGGUGCGGCUGCUGCACGAGCCGGACCCGCUCGCCGCCUACAUCAACGCCAACUACGUGCGCGGCAACGCGGGCGAGGCGCGCGCCUUCGUCGCCACGCAGGGCCCGCUGCCGCACACGCUGCACGACUUCUGGACAAUGGUGUUGCAGGAGACUGCCUCGGCCCUCGUCAUGAUCACAAAGCUCAGGGAAAAGGGCCGAACCAAGUGCGAAAAAUACUUGCCUGACCACCAACAUCCCAGGAUGGAGGUUGCCGACAUUCAGGUUCGAUGGCUUGGAAGCGAGCAGCACCGCGGCUUCAUGGUGACCCAGCUGGAAGUGCGUCGCGGAUCGCAGCGGCUGCGUCUGCCGCACUUUUGGUUCACCGACUGGCCGGACCACAAGGCGCCCGAGGACGCGGCGCCGCUGGUGGCCAUGGCGGAGCUGGCCGAGGAGUCGCGGAUGCGGGGCCGCGGACCCGCGGUGGUCCACUGCAGCGCCGGCAUCGGCCGCACCGGCUGCUUCAUCGCCGUCGCACUCGGCAUGCAGCAACUGCGCGUCGAGCAUGCAGUUGACGUCCUUGCCAUUGUUUGCGCCAUGCGCCAAGAUAGAGGCGGCAUGGUGCAAACGGGCGAACAAUACGAAUUCAUCCACCGGGCGUUGGCGCUUUUUGAGCGCAGUUUGCCCCCGGAAGAUGCGUAGAAAACACCAACCAACACAGUGUCAAUUACUCAAGGCCCAACAGUGCCUGGAUCUCACUCAUUGUCAGCAGCCCACAUGUUGUCUCUUUUUAUUUUUCUACCUCCUUUGUUUUGUACUUAGGCCAAACUAACUGAUAAGCCGCCAAUGAAUGUGUAUAUUAACCUUACAGUAAAAUGCCUACCCCUGUGUAGAAAAACAA